AUGGGGAACAGUGUGUUGGAGGUCAACAUCAGCCGGGACUACGUCCAGAACAGCUCGGCUAAGAUCAGGCAGGACUUCGCCUUCACUGCGCCCGUUCUGGCGCUGCUUAUCGCCGUCAUGGUGGUGCUGAUCGGGGUCAUCGUGCUGGGCAACGCGCUGGUCAUCUUCGCCUUCAAGAUGGACAGGAGUCUGAGGAGGCAGAGCAACUACUUCUUACUCAACCUGGCCAUCUCUGAUUUUCUUGUCGGGGCUUUCUGUAUUCCAGUCUAUUUGCCCUACAUACUGACAGGCAAAUGGAUGCUGGGUCGAGGGCUCUGUAAACUGUGGCUGGUUAUGGACUACCUCCUCUGCACUGCCUCUGUCUUCAACAUCGUUCUGAUCAGCUACGAUCGCUUUCUUUCCGUCACCAGAGCGGUGUCGUACCGGGCCAGGCAGGGGAUGACGCGCUGUGCCCUGGGGAAGAUGGCAGCCGUGUGGGUUUUGGCCUUCCUCCUCUACGGCCCCGCCAUACUGCUGUGGGAGAAAGUCACUGGGGAGAGCCAUGUGCCGGAAGACGAGUGUUUUGCUGAGUUCUUCUACACCUGGUACUUCUUGCUCUGCGCCUCCACACUGGAGUUUUUCUUCCCUCUCCUGUCCGUGACCUUCUUCAACCUCAGCAUCUACCGCAGCAUCCGGGAGAGGAGGCUACGGCACCGGCAAGAGAUGGGUUCUCCGCAGGCUACUGUGACGUCUACGAAGCGAGAGAGACUCCGCUUGGCCACCUAUAUCUGCCGAAGCUCUUUCAUUCUCAAAAAGAAGAAGCCCAGUGAGGAUGGAGACAAAAGCUCUGAGCUCUGCUCCUCUUCCACUGCGGUGGGACGCAACGACAGUCUGUCCGUGCGAAGCAGUCAGUGUACCCGCCUAAUACAGGAUAAGAAAAUCGCCAAGUCCCUGGCUAUAAUCGUUUGUGUGUUCGCCGUGUGCUGGGCGCCGUACACACUCUUGAUGAUCAUACGAGCUGCCUGCAGGGGGCAGUGUGUUUCGCACCACUGGUAUGAGGUGACCUUCUGGUUGCUUUGGUUGAACUCGGCCAUCAACCCCUUCCUCUACCCUCUCUGCCACAGCAGCUUCCGCAGGGCCUUCGCUAAGAUCCUUUGUCCCAAGCAGAGGUCCACUCAGGCUCCAUUAGAUCAUCAUUCGACCACUCCGAGAUAGUCCAUGACAGGACACACGUUUCAGGCCGAGGACACAAUAACUGCCUUUUCUUAUGAACUAAAGGAUCUACAGCCGGCCUAUACGUUUUGUUACACUUGAUGGUGACAAGAUUUAAAGCAAGUGUGGUAAAAAAUGAAAUGUUGCCAAAUGCCUAAUGUAGCUGAUCAGCCACAACAAAGACAUUUGUUGUCUGAAGUUUGCUUCUUUAGUUUUGCACUGGAGUAGGAAGUAACGGAAGCCUGUAGCCACAAGGUUAGCAGUGUGUAAACCAGAGGUGCACUGAUCAUGAUUUUUUGAGGCUGAUUCCAAAUACUUUACAGCCAUUUUUUUUUUCUUCAGUGUUCACACUCUAUAAAAAUUGAUUCAGUGUUUUAACUUAGUAGCUACAACCAUCCCUGGCCAGGAGUCCAAGAUAGCACAGUUGGCCUCGCUCUCUCCGGGUGGGUAGGAUGGCUUCCCCGUCUCCCCAUCACUAAGCGUGAUGCUAGUCAGCACAGGCGUCUGUUAGCUGAUGUAACAGAACUGGCGGCUGGGGCUUUCGUCUGAGUGUGUUUGGCUGUCCAAGGCCAGUGCGUGAGCGAAAAGAUGCAGUGGCGCUUCACAGGUCUUGGAGGAAGCCUGUGCCAGCCUUCGCCCUCCUAGUGCUGGUGAUAUAAAGAAUCCUAACAAGUGGGUGGAAUUGGAUACGACUAAAUUGGGGAGAAAAUUGUGGAAAAUAAAUGAAUAAAUAAAUGAUUUAAUAAAUAAAAAAUAAGUAAGUAAAUAAGUAACCUGGUUACAGUUUUAGUUGUUUUACAUUUUACAACAUGACCUUUACAUUCCGUUAACUUAUUAUUCGAUGUAUAAUACACUCAAAAUUUCAAGGCAACCAGGGAACUUACUUUUUAAGUUAAAAUAUUCAGUGUACAGCACAAAACAGUGCACUAUGUGGACUAAAUGAAACACGCUAGCACAUUUCCAGCACUUUCAAUUAGCCAAUGUUGCAAUAUAAAUAACGUUAGUUGCUCUUUGGCAAACUGGCAUUUUAAUUUCUUAAAUGAAAAAUCAUUAUUUAUAUAACAUGAAACAUAGCGCAACAUCAAAAGCAGUAGGAAACUAUGAAUCACACAUAAUUAUGCUACGUCAUUUUGGUACAGGUGUAGCAGCAGCAUUCAAACACAGUGUAGGUACCUAACAGAAAUACAGAUCAAACAAAAUUAAAACUGCAGUUCAGGUGAUCGCCAGUUGCUUCUUUGAAGCAAAAACCAGCCAAUUCCAAUUUUGGCUAUUUCCAAUUAUGCAUCCCCAGAAUAAACUGCAUGCCCAAAUCGUCACACCACAUCAAACUGUUAAAUGGUCUAUAUCUUACAUUUAAUAUUUUUCCCUGAGGUCCACUUAUAACACUUGUGUUUUUGUGAAACAAAAACUGUCAUCAUUCAUCAUUCAUGACCAUUAUUGUGCCUGUAAGACUGAUCUGUGUAAAUAGGAUCUCGUCUUAUGGUGCCUCAUUCAGAAAGCAGUCCAGGCUGAAAUGUUUCUUGUACCUUCAGCAUGAAUGGGUGGGGCUAACUGCUUUAGGCUGAACAGGUGGAAUUAUUUAAAUGCAACAAUUUCUGUGGCAUCACAAAAAACAAUGAGUUCUAGAAACUAUUGAAAAAAUAACCAGAAUUAAAACCUGGUGGUUGUGCUUUCUAACUGGCUUAAUGGUUACCAUAAGAGACCACUAGUUUCCUGUAGGACUCCUUUAGAUCCCAUUAGGAAACCAUCAAAUGCAUCUGGAAUCAGUCCCCGGACACCUGUUAAACCAGUGGUUCCCAACCCUGGUCCUGGAGGCCGCCCUGCCCUGCAGUUUAGUGUUUGCUCUGCUUUCAACACACCUGAUCCAACUAAUCCAGGGGUCGGCAACCUGCGGCUCUUUUACUGCCCUGUUGCGGCUUCACAGCAAUAUUAGACUUUUAGGUCAAAAUAAAAUAAUCCUCCUUUGCAGUGAAAUAAAGCUCUGCUGAUCGUUCAACACAGUUUUAACACUAAACGGUCUUAAACACUAUGUAUAACUGCUAAUUCACCCUUUAACCCUGAAGAUUGGGGCACAGACUGCUGGUCACCAUAGCAAUGCAGACAAGAAUCUCGCCUAGCUAGUAGCUAACGAAAAGGCAAAGAGAAAGAUUUAAGACAAACAUCGAUAAUUUGAAGAUGAAUGGUCUUACUUGCACGUAUAAGCACUCCAGCUCCAUACUGAGACAUAGUAAAAUGGACAUGAAAUGUUGUGGCCUCCAAGGUGGUUUGAUUUUUGCUGAAAGGACAAAAUAGCUUUUCUUAACAUUUGGGUGGCCGACCCCUGAACUAAUCUGAACAAGACCUUCCUGAGUUAAGGUGGGUGUGUUUUGGCAGGGCUGAGGGUCCUCCAGGGAACCACUGUGUUAAAAUCAAGGGAAUCCCAUCACAAAAACACAAAAUACCAAUAGUCACUUUUGGACUGGUGGCUAUCUGACACUAUAUAACAUUGUUAUCUAUACAAAUGGACAAAUAUAUAUAGUAAAGUUAAAACCAGUACUUUAUGACAAAUUGUUUAUACUUAUAUUUAUAGAUAACAAUGUGUGACAGUGACAGAAACCACAUAAUCAAGUUUAUUUGAGACGACUUAACAUCACAAUGCAACUUGAGGCAAGCAUGUGACUACUAAGGCUAAUGAAAUCUUUAUGGACAAAGGUACUUUAGCGUAGCUAAAAAUGUAGCAACCACCUUGAAGCCUGAAUUUUGUCUGUACUUUUGUCUGUUUGAGAUUUCCUAACAACUCUAUGAAGUUUGAAGCAAGUGUGUGAUGAUUUAGGCCUGCAAUUUGCAGUUAAUAGACAGGCUAAGCUUCCAUUACUUGUUAGCUUCAUUAGCCUCUUAGCUCCAGUACAAAACUAAAGAAGCAAACUUCAGACACUGAAUAUGUUUGGGCUGAUCAGCUCUUUUUGGGUUGAGAGGAAAAUUGUAUACUUGAUUGUUCACCAAACUAAUGAUCGGUGUUGUUUUGCAACAGCUAAAAUAAAAGCUUUGGGUAAGAGUUGUCAGCCAUUUGACUUACAUACAUGUACAGACUAUAAAACAGGAUUACCAAAUACCUAUUAGCAUUAUCUUGCUUUUAUAGUUAGCAUAGAGUUACAGAUCUGUAGCAUCCACUGUAUUGUUCGUUCCUUAUGUUACAUCUCUUUGUCAGAGUUCAGCUCUCCAUUGUUGACUAGCUGUAAUAGAAGGAGUACUAUGGCACACUUCUGUCUGCAAACGCACUUUAUUUAUGUAUUUUUGAGGCCCUAGUUUAUGUAUUAAGGAUAAAUCAUCAAUGCUGAUGAUGCAUCUUUUAAAUCCAAAAACUAAUCAAUUCAGCGUUUUUUGAAGUGAGAUGUUUGUCAAAUAUUAUUAGAAUAAGGACUUAUUAGAUUAUUUUUGUCGGGUCAAAAAUCAACUAUAUUCAAAUGAAUUAGACUUAUUUGUGUGUAAUGUUAACUAACUUUCACUUGGUGUAAAAUAAUGUUCAGAUUACACACAUUAAUGUUUAUUCAGGUCUGUGAAAACCAUGCUUGGAGGACAUUGACCGAGUCCAGUGUUUUAAGUGUAGUCUGUGAUUGUAUCCCCACCUUGUGGUGGAGUGAUGUUCACAUGCUGUACUGAAUUUGUGUGCUGUAGGUUGGCUGUGCUUUACUCCGUAGGUCCUCUGAAAAAGCUGGCGUUGGUUUCUUAAUCACCCGCUGCAUAUAACUGCUGCACCUUUUAAGGUGGAACGGAAAAGUCUAAUUAGAAGCUGGCGAAUAAGAAGCCAGUUUCAGCCUUGUUUAUUAUGCUGUGUACAUUUUGUUAUGCAGUAUUAUUAUGUGGUUAAUGUAUUAAUGUGCUUGCUUAUAAAAUCCUGUGUAAUACGUCUGGUUGAGGAGUUACAACAUGUCGUAUGUGCUUCAUGUGAGUGCAUUUGAGUGGCUUUACAUGCGUACAGAUGCAUUCAGUCAUGUGCAUAAACAAACAGGGCGAAUAUUAAAGUUGGUGUCUCACGAUUCCAACAGUCCAAAGUGGAUUUGUUAUUCAGUAUUUCAGUCCACUUGACUUUAUUUCACCAUUACCCCAGUCUGACCCUUGCUCCUCUGGUCUGUUGCUGUGGAUUUGGCAUUUAGGAACUUGAAAUCACUUCGAGCAUUUGUUUGGAUGAUUUUUUGCCAUUUCAUCUAAAUUAUCCGCAUUGAUUCAAGGGGCCCAAGGACAGAUUUAUUCCAGGGCCGCUGGUUAUCAAGUAUCUGCGAGUGGCAAAUCAGCCAUAACAGCUUGAGAAUAUUGAUGCAGAUGUGGUCGUGCUUGUGCGCAUAUGAUUAAAAGCAAGCCAUCGAGUUUGCUAGCGGGUAAGGGUGCUCCUAUUGGCACGCUGAUUUAGGAGAUGUCGAGAGGUGUCCUAAGCACUUCCAAAUUACCACGAGAGGAGAGUGGAGACACAUGCGUUUCAGAAGAGGAUGACUACAUAUAUUAGAAUCUGGAUUAGUUUUAUUGGCCAAGUAAGAUAUUACUUAUAAGGAAUGUAUCUUGGCAGUUGCACACAUUAAGGCAAGCAAAUGAACAGAAUAUAGGAGGGAAGCUAUAUACUCUCACUGGCCACUUUAUUAGGUAAUGUAUGUGCAUUAGAUGGACUACAGUCAGUAAUUGCACCUACAAGGAGCAGCUUGAGUGAACAUUAAACAGUAGUACACAUUUGUGUUGAUGUGCAUUUGAGCAAUGCAAAUUUGUUUCAUGUUUUGAAAAUAAACAGAUUUAGCCUUGUUA
Messenger RNA from Colossoma macropomum (tambaqui), 5961 nucleotides. Its product is annotated as histamine H3 receptor. Bases 1 to 1194 code for a protein of 397 amino acids. The record is from RefSeq and is a predicted model, not a curated record. The transcript is spliced from 3 exons. Gene Ontology annotation, molecular function: histamine receptor activity. Gene Ontology annotation, cellular component: membrane. Gene Ontology annotation, biological process: adenylate cyclase-activating adrenergic receptor signaling pathway. Lineage: Eukaryota; Metazoa; Chordata; Actinopteri; Characiformes; Serrasalmidae.